Messenger RNA from Rattus norvegicus (Norway rat), 627 nucleotides. RefSeq names its product mediator complex subunit 31 (gene Med31). The record is from RefSeq and is marked provisional. The coding region runs from base 57 to 452 and encodes 131 amino acids. Gene Ontology annotation, biological process: regulation of DNA-templated transcription. The transcript has 4 exons. Gene Ontology annotation, molecular function: transcription coregulator activity. NCBI's taxonomy places the organism in Eukaryota, Metazoa, Chordata, Mammalia, Rodentia, Muridae. Gene Ontology annotation, cellular component: nucleus; mediator complex; core mediator complex.
ACCAAUCCGGGCUGCGGUUGGGUCGGGUUGGUAGUGUUUGCGCCUUUCUGCUUGCUAUGGCCGCGGCCGUCGCUAUGGAGACAGAUGAUGCUGGAAAUCGACUUCGGUUUCAGUUGGAGUUGGAAUUUGUGCAAUGUUUAGCCAACCCAAAUUACCUUAAUUUUCUCGCCCAAAGAGGUUACUUCAAAGACAAAGCUUUUGUUAAUUAUCUUAAGUACUUGCUUUACUGGAAAGAACCAGAAUAUGCCAAAUAUCUAAAGUACCCUCAGUGUUUGCAUAUGUUAGAACUGCUCCAAUAUGAACACUUUCGAAAGGAGCUGGUGAAUGCUCAGUGUGCGAAGUUCAUUGACGAACAGCAGAUUCUGCACUGGCAGCACUAUUCGAGGAAGCGGAUGCGUCUUCAGCAAGCCCUAGCAGAGCAGCAGCAGCAGAAUACCACAGCAGGAAAAUGAAGAGCUGGCAACAGCAGGCUCUAGGACAUGUAUAUAAUGCACUGCUAUUGUACAGUACAGAGAGAAAGACUGCUGCCCCCUUUAUUGUAGUACUCAGAACUAUUAGUGUUAUUUUUGGUUGGCAAAACUUUUUGUUAAUAGUUGAUUUCUAUUAAACCAGGAUUGCUCUACUUUG